AUGGGAUUUGUGAUGGAGCGACUUAUCGACAUUAUUCAUGAUCAAGAUACUUGUGCAUCAUCUCUAAAAGAAGCAAUUGUUAAUUUACUUGCUCAACAUUCCUUAAGUCUUUCUUAUGUACGUGGACAAUGUUAUGAUGGGGCAAGUAAUAUGAAAGGUAGAAUCAAUGGCCUUAAAAUGUUGAUUAAGCAAGAAAGUAGAUCGGAUCAUUCUAUUCAUUGCUUUGCUCAUCAACUUCAACUAAGUCUUGUUGCGGUUUCUAAAAAGUGUGUUGAAGUAGGGGAGCUUGUACUAUUGGUUUCAAGUAUUUUGAAUAUGUUGGGAGCCUCUUUUAAACGCAUGGAUGAAUAUCGAGAAUCUCAAAAGAAAAGAGUUCAAGAGGCAUUAGAUAUGGGUGAACUUGAAACUGGUAGAGGCUUGCAUCAAGAAUUUGGUCUUACUAGAGCUUGUGAUACUCGUUGGGGAUCCCACUACAAAUCUUUUAGUAACUUUAUUCUUAUGUUUGGUUCAAUUAUUGAUGUACUUAAUGAUAUUGUUGUUGAUUCACAUUGUCCAGAUGAAAGUGCCAAGGCAAUGGGAUUUCUGAGAGCAUGUCAAACAUUUGAUGUUGCAUUCAUAUUGCAUUUGAUGAGAGAUAUUUUAGCAAUCACAGAUGAGCUUAACAAAUGCUUACAGAAAAAAAGAGCAAGAUAUCGUAAAUGUCAUGCUACUUGUUCAAGUAGCAAAGAAAAGGUUGCAAAAGUUAAGGGAGGAAGAAUGGGGAAAAUAAUGAGAAUGACUGAACAUUAUCCUGAUGACUUUGAUGAAUUUAGUACGGGGGUUCUUGAGAAUCAACUUGCGAGUUACAUUAUUGAUGUUCGUGAUCUUGAUGAAAGGUUCUCCGAUCUAAAAAGACUUUGUGAUCUUUCAAAAAGAUUAGUUCAGACAAAGAAGCAUUCAAACUACCCUUUUGUAUUCCUCUUAGUGAAACUUUCCUUGCUCUUGCCAGUUGCCACUGCAUCCGUUGAAAGAACUUUUUCGGCAAUGAAGUUUAUCAAGAAUGACUUGCGGAGUCGAAUGAAUGAGAGUUAUUUUAGUGGUUGCUUGGUGCCUUAUGUAGAAAAAGAUGUGUUUAAUAGGAUCUCUAAUGAUGUUAUUAUAAAAACAUUUCAAGGAAUGAAACCUCAUCGUGUACAGUUGUAA
This is a messenger RNA of Lycium barbarum (goji berry), 1182 nucleotides long. RefSeq lists its product as uncharacterized. The transcript is spliced from 2 exons. Bases 1 to 1182 code for a protein of 393 amino acids. Gene Ontology annotation, molecular function: protein dimerization activity. The record is from RefSeq and is a predicted model, not a curated record. Lineage: Eukaryota; Viridiplantae; Streptophyta; Magnoliopsida; Solanales; Solanaceae.